AUGGAUAAUGAUGCAAUUAGUUAUAUUGGGCAAAUCUCUGCUGAGAAAGAUACAUGGAAGUUGAAGGGUGAUAAGAGUCAGGUGAUUGUAAAGAAGGUUUUGAUGUCUGUGUUUGAAAACCAGCUUGAGGAAGGUAGUGCAGUCGUUCUUAGCAAGUUUGGUGUUGGUGAGAUGAAUGACAAGUUCCCUAUCAUCAAGCAUUCGUAUAAGCUCAUCUUCUACCAUCAAACAAAUGUCAAACGCUGUGAAGAUUUCAAAGGACCUUUAUAUGGUUUUCAGUUGGUUGAUUUUCAUCAUAUAAUAAAUCGCGAUGUUGUCGUUGAAUCAACAAUUGACGUAAUGGGUUAUGUCGUAUCUACUAUCGAGAUGGAAGUGUUUAAUCGUUCUGGAAAGGAAAGCAAGGGGAUAAGUUUUGAGAUUUUUAACUUGAGUAGAGAGACGAUUGCUUGUAUUUUGUGGAAUAAUUUUGCACAACAGUUUUCCACAUUUCUUCAAGGCUAUUUAAGUGAUGGAGUUGUCAUUGUUCUACUUCAAUUUGCCAAAGUUCAGAAUUGGAAAGGCAGCCCAAAUAUUCAAAAUGCAUUUUUUGGUAGUCGAUUGUUUAUCAACGUGGAUGUUGAGGAAAUAACAAUUUCAGGAAGAGUCUCAUUCAAGUUCUUCACAGAUACACCAGCUGCAUUGUCAAGUCAUACUGUUUAUUCUUCUCGUGAAGAAUUCCUAAAGAAGAACCACAAAAAGUAUGCUGAAGAGAUUUGGGAUAUUACCAAGGAGUCUAUAUUUGUUGUUCUUGGUACUAUAAGGUCUAUUGAGGAGGAUUCAAUGGAGUCUGUAUUUGUUGUUCUUGGUACUAUAAGGUCUGUUGAGGAGGAUUGUGAAUGGUUUUAUGUUACAUGUUCGAAGCGUAGCAAGAAGGUUAUUCCUGCUUUAGAGGUUAGUGGUUUGAAUGAUAUAGAUAGAGAAGUUGUUGCUGAUGAUGUUGGUGUAUUUUACUGUCCCAACUGUAAAAUUUGCUCUCCAACAAUUAUUCCUAGAUACAAAAUACGUGUUAGGGUUCAAAAUACAUUUAAUAUUGCUUUUAGGAUGGAGAGGAACAUGGUUGGCCAAGAGAAGUUAAUGAUUGGGAAGAGAUAUAUUUGUUGGAAAUUUGGUGAAUGGGUAUUUAGUGAAUUAUAA
Molecule: messenger RNA, 1173 nt
Organism: Helianthus annuus (common sunflower)
Lineage: Eukaryota; Viridiplantae; Streptophyta; Magnoliopsida; Asterales; Asteraceae
Exons: 10
Coding region: 1-1173 (390 amino acids)
Source: RefSeq, a predicted model, not a curated record